AGCUUGCUGUUGGGCCCUUCCUGACCAGCAGCAGCUGCGUCCUGCUUGCUGACUCCCGUUCCUCCCGUUUCCUGUCCUUGGUCAGACAAGGCUGAAGCCUCCACUCCCCUCACCCCACCUCUCAUUUUUGUUGGCCUCCCAGCACAGUUAUAUUCACACUGUCAAGCUGCUUGAUUUGUUGAGCACACGCUCGGAUUCUUUCAGGGUGCCAUUGCUGUUUGGGAGAGCUAAGCAAGUGACUUUUAAAAACCUCACGAGACCUGAACUUGCCAUCUGUCUCAGGUAAACCCUUGAAAAAUGACCUCCAUGUCAAGUCUUUUCUCCUUCACAAGUCCAGCAGUCAAACGUCUGCUCGGAUGGAAGCAAGGAGACGAGGAGGAAAAAUGGGCCGAAAAGGCAGUGGAUGCGCUUGUGAAAAAACUGAAGAAGAAGAAGGGUGCCAUGGAGGAUCUGGAGAAAGCCCUGAGCUGUCCCGGACAGCCCAGCAAGUGUGUUACCAUUCCCCGAUCGCUGGACGGUCGACUGCAGGUAUCCCACAGGAAAGGUCUGCCUCAUGUGAUCUACUGCAGAGUGUGGCGCUGGCCUGACCUUCAGUCCCACCAUGAGCUCAAACCUCUGGAGGUGUGCGAGUACCCGUUUGGCUCCAAACAGAAAGAAGUCUGCAUCAACCCAUAUCACUACAAGAGAGUGGAGAGUCCUGUUCUCCCUCCUGUACUGGUCCCGCGGCACAGCGAGUUCAACCCUCAGCACAGCUUGCUUGUCCAGUUUCGCAAUCUUACCCACAACGAGCCACACAUGCCCCUAAACGCCACUUUUCCAGAGUCCUUUCAACAACCUCACAGUGGGGGCGGCAACAACGGUGGAGGCGGCACAUUCCCCAUUUCUCCCACCUCUCCAUAUCCUUCUUCUCCAGCCAGCAGUGGUACUUAUCCCAACUCUCCUGCCAGCUCGGGGCCCUCCAGUCCAUUCCAACUCCCAGCUGACACCCCACCCCCAGCUUACAUGCCCCCUGAUGAGCAGCUGGGCCCGGAGAGCCAGUCCAUGGACACAAGCAGCAGCCUGGUGUCACAAAGCAUACCAAGAGAUAUGCAUGCAGUGGAGUAUGAGGAGCCAAGCCAGUGGUGCUCCAUCGUCUACUAUGAACUCAACAAUCGUGUGGGAGAAGCCUACCAUGCUUCUUCAACUAGUGUGCUCGUGGACGGCUUCACUGACCCUUCCAACAACAGGAACCGCUUCUGCCUCGGCCUCUUGUCCAACGUCAACCGUAAUUCAACAAUUGAGAACACCCGCAGACACAUUGGAAAGGGAGUGCAUCUGUACUACGUGGGAGGAGAGGUGUAUGCAGAGUGCCUCAGCGACACCAGCAUUUUUGUCCAGAGUCGUAACUGUAAUUACCACCACAACUUCCAUCCCACCACUGUGUGCAAGAUCCCCAGUGGAUGCAGCCUCAAGAUUUUUAAUAACCAGGAAUUUGCUCAGCUUCUGGCCCAGUCUGUCAAUCACGGCUUUGAGGCCGUGUACGAGCUCACCAAGAUGUGUACCAUUAGGAUGAGCUUUGUCAAGGGCUGGGGAGCAGAGUAUCAUCGGCAGGACGUCACCAGCACCCCCUGCUGGAUCGAGGUCCACUUGAACGGGCCUCUCCAGUGGCUGGACAAAGUGCUGACACAGAUGGGCUCCCCGCUCAACCCCAUCUCCUCUGUGUCCUAAUAAUGGACAAACAAUACAUUUAAGGAUCAUUUUUCUCUUUUCUAUUGUUUUUAACAUUUUUCCCAGCAAAGAUUUUAUAAUUUCAAGGUGUCUUCAUGCUGGAACUGUUUACACUUUGACAAGGGAUACUCGUCAAGUGACCCUGCCAGAAUCAGAACGAUUCAACAUAAAACUUAGAAACAUGGCAGGAGAGGAAGACGUCAUCGUGGACACUACUGCUCAACAACGGCUCACAAUCCAGGCCUUUCUUCUGAAGCCCAACUCAAAUGUUAAUUUUUACUAGUUUUUAUUGUUUUUGACAAAUAACUGUUUUGUGUAGGUUUUUAUCUGAGCAGACCAGUUCCACUUCUCUGCCUCAUGUUUCCCACACAUUUGGAAAUAUAUGAAACGUUCUGCUUCCACUCAUGUCUCCGUUAUUUCACUUUAGAUACACGUACGGUUCUGUUUAUCGUUAGGCCCAGAAGAGAAAGUCUGCUGCCAGCCGUGCACACCGAGCUGCUGCCUUCACGAACUUCUGUCAGCCACCGUGAUCCUUUGUGAUGUGGGAGAUCCCUG
This is a messenger RNA of Nematolebias whitei (Rio pearlfish), 2262 nucleotides long. RefSeq names its product SMAD family member 5 (gene smad5). The transcript has 6 exons. Gene Ontology annotation, cellular component: heteromeric SMAD protein complex. Gene Ontology annotation, molecular function: I-SMAD binding; DNA-binding transcription factor activity, RNA polymerase II-specific; RNA polymerase II cis-regulatory region sequence-specific DNA binding. Bases 298 to 1707 code for a protein of 469 amino acids. Gene Ontology annotation, biological process: regulation of transcription by RNA polymerase II; transforming growth factor beta receptor signaling pathway; BMP signaling pathway. NCBI's taxonomy places the organism in Eukaryota, Metazoa, Chordata, Actinopteri, Cyprinodontiformes, Rivulidae. The record is from RefSeq and is a predicted model, not a curated record.